CGUCAAAAUGGGCGCAAGCACAAGAACGGGAAAGUUUGCCAUUGGAUUUACGGCUUUUGCAUUUUUGUUUAUUCUGAUUGCGUUCUGCUCGCCCUACUGGUUACAAACAGAUGGCAAACUUAAGCAUCCAAAGUUCACCAACCUAGGACUUUGGGAACUGUGCCUUAGGAACUUCCAAGAUAUUCACCGAUGGUAUGACUACCCGUUCAAUGGAUGCAUGUGGAUAUUCGAAGAGGAGUACUACAUCAUCCAUGACUACAUUCUGCCCGGGUUCUUCAUAGCGGUACAGUUCUUCUUCACGCUCUGCUUCACGCUGCUACUGAUGGGCGUGAUCAUGACGCUGAUGUACCUGACCUGCUCCCGGGACAACGAUCGCUACAUCAUGCUGCUGCUCACGAAUGGUACGGUGCUGUUGUUGGCUGCGUUCUGCGGUUUAAUAGCGGUCGCGACAUUCGGUUGCUAUGGUGAUAGCCGAGAUUGGAUGCCCAACUGGGAGCAUAACGAUAUGGGGUGGUCAUUUGCGUUGGGUGUCGUUGGCACGUUUGCCCUGUUCCCGGCCGGCAUACUGUUCAUCGUGGAGGCGCGCCGUGCUACGUACAGGAGGCUGAACAACAUUGCCAACACGGAAAUGGCAGCCGCGUACACGAUGGACGAGCGUAAAUAUCGCGGAGGCCAUACAGAUAUCUAGAGGUAGACAUAUCGACAUUCCAGAUUCCGCGGAAGGAGUUGCGUUCCACACCCAUACUCCUUUUGCUCGGAAUGUACCAUUUGCCUUAUAAGAGAGUAGAUUUAGGAAAGAUUUUUUUUACACACACAUAACUCUAACAUUCAAGUUUUAAGUAAGGGAGACGAAUCAUUUCACCGCAAUGGCACUUAAAUGAAACAAUACGAUUAGCACAACAAUCUCAAGAAGAAAACCAUUCCGUCCUAAAUAGGGAAUAAAAGCAUGGCAACGUUUGCCUCCUACUGUACUUGACCGACUCAUUAAAUGUUCAUUAUCGAGUCGUUAGACUGUACAGGAGUCCAUUAGUGGGUCGAGGAUUUGCUGUGUCUGCUGCAACCGCUACAGCACGAAACACGAUAAAAUUUAAACGAUUAGUUGUACAUCCGGUGCAGUCACAUUUCAACUGCCACUUUUUUGAUAACGAAAUAUACACCAGAUUAGUUAAAGGUAGUUUUAAAUCAUUUGAAAUUAUUAAUUAACAAGCAUGUAACAAGGACCACUGCCUAACAUGGAGUGGUGUAUUUCGUUACACAGAACAGUGUUUCUCAAGCUAAAUUAAUCCGCUUCUGGAGUAUACAUAAAAUAGAAGCAUAAAGGUGGCAUUUAAAACAA
Messenger RNA from Anopheles moucheti, 1336 nucleotides. RefSeq lists its product as uncharacterized. The transcript has 2 exons. NCBI's taxonomy places the organism in Eukaryota, Metazoa, Arthropoda, Insecta, Diptera, Culicidae. The record is from RefSeq and is a predicted model, not a curated record. Gene Ontology annotation, biological process: regulation of tube size, open tracheal system; septate junction assembly. Bases 8 to 688 code for a protein of 226 amino acids. Gene Ontology annotation, cellular component: septate junction; membrane.